AUGAUUCUUCCGCUUCAAGAUCGCUUCGUACUCGAAGGCCCUAAUGGCGUUCAUCCUUGCUAUGUGACAGCACCGGCAAGUUGUAGCAUCUCCGGCUCGAAGAAUGGAUCGUACCUACGCCUUUUUCAAGCGCGGACGGCGCGCUCCCUUAUCGCACAGCUUGUCAUGGCUGUGGAUUAUAUACACUCUCGGGGAAUUGCCCAUGGAGACCUUCAUCUCGGUAACGUUCUUCUGCGUCUUCCAACCGAGUUUGAUACACUCUCGAUUGAAGAGCUUUAUGGUAAAUAUGGCGCACCUAGUUCAGAGCCCGUUGUUCGCCAGGAUGGAAAACCGCUUGGGCACAACAUUCCGCACGAGGCCAUUCUUCCGCUGUGGCUAGGAAAGCCUUCGGAGAAAAUGACUUCUCCCGAAGCCAGUAUUCUACUCUCGGAUUUCGGGGAGGCAUUCCUGGCCUCCACGGAGGAUCGAUAUGAGUCGCACGCCCCUAUUGCCUUUGCACCGCCUGAAGCCGUGUUUGAACCAAACAAGCCCCUUUCCUUUCCAUCUGACAUCUGGACCCUUGCAUGCUCCAUAUGGUCGAUCCUGGGACAGCGCCCGUUGUUUGAGGAAAUCCUUGCCACUCAGGAUGACAUCACGGCUGAACAGAUCGAUGUCCUUGGGGGACUACCUCUGGAGUGGUGGAACCAAUGGCAGGGGAGACACGAGUACUUUGAUGAAGAUGGAAAGUCUCGUUCAGAUCGGCACAUUAGGUCUUGGGAGGACCGCUUCGAAUCACAUAUUCAACGUCCACGAUUGGAAGCCGGAAUCCCAUGUGUAGGUAGUGAGGAGAAAACUGCCAUUCUGGAUAUGUUACGAUCAAUGCUGUCUUUCAGACCUGAAAUGCGGGCCACCGCGAGGGAUAUACUGGAGUGUGAAUGGAUGAUUAAAUGGGCACAGCCGGAGUUCAAAGAAUCAAAAGUGCCGAAAGGCUCGGGGUGA
Molecule: messenger RNA, 978 nt
Organism: Aspergillus melleus
Lineage: Eukaryota; Fungi; Ascomycota; Eurotiomycetes; Eurotiales; Aspergillaceae
Exons: 2
Coding region: 1-978 (325 amino acids)
Biological process (GO): intracellular signal transduction; protein phosphorylation
Cellular component (GO): nucleus; cytoplasm
Molecular function (GO): ATP binding; protein serine/threonine kinase activity
Source: RefSeq, a predicted model, not a curated record